This is a messenger RNA of Stylophora pistillata, 2653 nucleotides long. Its product is annotated as protein O-mannosyl-transferase TMTC2. Gene Ontology annotation, molecular function: protein binding; mannosyltransferase activity. The record is from RefSeq and is a predicted model, not a curated record. Gene Ontology annotation, cellular component: endoplasmic reticulum membrane. Gene Ontology annotation, biological process: protein O-linked glycosylation via mannose. Lineage: Eukaryota; Metazoa; Cnidaria; Anthozoa; Scleractinia; Pocilloporidae.
GAUGGCGGAUGGCGGGACCUUAGAGAAGUUUGAAUGCAGGUGGCUUUGUUUAGCCGUCGAUUCCCCACGGGAUGUAGAAUGAGAUGUGGAAGUGGUGGUAUACAGCCGCAAUUUCCUCUAUAGCUGGGCUAUUAUGUUUUUUGAAUUCUCUGUCAGCAGAUUUCGUGUACGAUGACAGCCGAGCCAUCCUAAAAAAUUCUGACCUGCUACCUUCAACUCCGUGGAGUAAUGUCCUAUUCUAUGAUUUUUGGGGGACCCCUCUCACACAUAGUGGAAGCCACAAGUCUUACAGACCUCUGUGUGUGGCAACAUUCAGGAUCAACUUUUACUUUGGUGAAUUGAAUCCAUUUGGAUACCAUCUUGUGAAUGUAUUAUUACACAGUACUGUUUGUUGGUUGGUUGUGGCUUUGUCAUACAUCUUUCUCCCUGCUCACUUUCCAUGUACAGUGGCUGGGCUUCUUUUUGCCAUACACCCCAUUCAUACAGAGGCUGUCACUGGAGUUGUAGGACGAGCUGAUAUAGGAGCAUGCUUGUUUUUCAUUGCAUCAUUUUUGGCUUAUAUCAAGUCUCACAAGUUCACCACAAACAAUUCUCAGCUUAGAGAGGUUCAUACACAGUGGCUGUGGUUGGUGUUUUGUUUUCUAUUGUGUACAGCAAGCAUGUUAUGCAAGGAACAAGGCAUCACUGUGUUAGGAGUUUGUGCUGUGUAUGAGGUUAUGGUACUGUUAAGCCAUGUGAAGAAUCAGACUAAUUUUGCAGCCAUAUCAAUGGCUGUUAAAAAUGGUCAUGCCUUGCGCUUACUUUUGGUGAUCACCACUGGACUUGCUCUGUUGCUUCUGAGAAUCUGCAUGAUGGGGAGUCAACCACCUGAUUUUUCACCAUCUGACAAUCCUGCUGCAAAUUGUGAUAGCAGACAGACCAGGCUGUUAACUUGCUUGUUUUUGCCAGCAUUUAAUUUCUGGCUCCUGUUGUCUCCUAAAACAUUGAGUUUUGAUUGGUCAAUGGAUUCUAUACCUCUGGUUGAGUCUUUGCUGGACCCACGCUGUGGAGUGAUUAUAGCAUUUUAUGGAACUCUGGCCUUAUUGGGUUUAUACUGUUUAAAAAGCUUGGUAUUUCACUUAAAUGUGGAAGAAACUGUCAAAGACACAUCUUCACAGAAGGAACAUGCUGUAAAGCGUAGAAAAGACUUAGCUGAAAAAAAUGGAAAAAAACAUGUGAAGAAGUCUACAGAUAAUGCCAAGCAUUCAAAUGGCAUUUAUUCUAAUCAACAGCAAAGUAACAAUAAAUUACCAAUGAGAGACUUCAGUGUCACCAACAAGACUUGUUGGAUUAAAACAACACUCAUUUCACUUGCAAUCUUAACACUUUCUUUUCUCCCAGCGAGUAACCUAUUUUUCUAUGUUGGUUUUGUGGUGGCAGAACGAAUACUCUACAUUCCAAGUGUUGGAUUUUGUUUGCUGAUUGCUGUUGGAGCUGACAUAAUUUGGAAAGCUUGUAAUGAGCAGCAGUUGAGACUAUUUUCUGGGUUCUUGGUGUGUUUAUUAAUCUUAUCUGCAGCAAGAACUGUGGAAAGGAAUUGGGAUUGGCAAAAUGAAGAGGCACUGUACAGAUCUGGCAUCACUGUCAACCCUGCAAAAGCUUGGUCAAACUUAGGGAAUGUGCUGAGUUCACAAGGAAGAACUAGAGAAGCUGAAAAUGCUUACAGAAAGGCUCUGACAUACCGUACCAACAUGGCUGACACGCACUAUAACUUGGGAAUCCUUUUGGCUGAACGACAGCAAUACAGUGAAGCAAUCAAAAGCUAUGAAAAUGCCAUCCACUACAGGCCAAGACUAGCUGCUGCCCAUUUGAAUUUGGGUAUUUUGCUGGCUGACUUGGGGCAUAAGGAGGAAGCUGUAAAGAUUCUAAAGAAUGCUUCAACCAUCAGCGGUCAUGGAUUAAAGGAUCCCAAACAGCACAGUCAUUCAAUUACAUCAAUAAAGUAUAAUCUUGGGCGCAUCUUGGCUCAACUUGGGAAACCAAAGGAAGCCCUUACAGUUUACUUUGAGGCAGUAAAAACCAUGCCAGCUCACUAUGAGCCUCACAGUUUGUUCAACCUGAUAGGGGAAGCAUACUCUGCAACUGGGAAAUAUGCAGAAGCUGAAAAAUGGUACAAGGAAUCACUCAUGAGUAAACCAGAUCACUUGGCUGCUCAUCUUACAUAUGCUAAACAUCUUGCUAAACUGGGCAACUUCAAUGAAGCUGAACAUUGGUUCAAGAAAGCACAAGUUUUAAAUAAAUCAGAUCAUGCUUCUUGGACACAUUAUGGGCAGUUUUUGUUUGAUCAGAGGCGAUUGACGGAGGCAGCCACAAUGUUUACUAAGGCCAUGAAAUUAGCUCCCCAUGACUUUGAAAUUGCAUUUACUGCUGCUGGGUAUCUCAGGGAAAUUGGAGACUAUGAAAGGGCAGAGAGUUGCUACAAGAAGGCAGUGAAGUUGAAUCCACAGAAUCCAGUGGCACAUAUGAAUCUUGGAGCUAUGUUGCACCUCCAAGGUAAACUUAACGAAGCUGAGAUGAGUUACACCCGAGCACUAGAGUUGAGACCUGGGGACCAGCUAACACAGGAAAAUCUGAAAAAGCUAAGAACUUUGCAAGCCAAAAGGAAAGUCUGAGU